AUGAACAUGGACCAACAGACUGUCAAGUCGCGUCCGCGAGUCUCGCGGGCUUGUGAAAGAUGUCGUGUCAAGAAGGCAAAAUGCGAUGGUGAGAAGCCUUGCCGGAGGUGCGAUUUAGACAAAGCGCCCUGUUCGUAUAAGAUCCGAAGGAAGACCGAAUCCUCCAGCACGAACCAACGAUACACCAAUCUCCUCCUUCAACAUCAGGAGGCCUUAACGGCAGGUGUGGUGGAAUUGUACAAGCGGCUUGUCCGAGGUCAGAGAUGGGACGGCGCUCCCAUCGAGGAGGUCAACGGCAGUCCCAGCGUACACAGCAUCCUUGAACGAGUAGGAGUACUUGACCAUGAUGAAGAUGCCAACCACUACAACCUCGACUCAUGCUCAACCAAGAACAGAUUGGAACCUGUCUCGCCUGUAGGGCCCAUCAAAGCGUUUGCGCCAACUAUUGCGCCGAAGCCCAAAAGACCGGUUCGAGCAGCAAUGGGAAGGGAAUCGACCAGCCACGCACCUGUCCCAGGCCUCCCUGAGCAGCGGAGUUGCUUUGGUCAGUCGCCAAAAUCAGCCACGGCGACGACCAUGAGCCGGACCUCGACCGCGUGUGGACAAGCAGCUUCCGCACUCGACACAGAUGAAGUACCAGUACAGUCGACAUACUUUCCACAACCGCCCUCACCGCUGACGCCGAUGUCCAACUCACGAAGCAGUUCUCUAGCCCACUGCUCGAGGGUUCAGCUCAAGACGACCAGCACCACGACGACAUCAUGGGUUGACUCACCAGUGGAUGAGUUUUACGACGAGCUAUUCGGCACGCCGAUACCCACGCCACGAACAGAAGUCCAGUCACGACAAGCACAACUACAGUCGGACCACCAAAUUGAACCUCUCCCUCAACCUCAGCCUCAGGGCCAGACUCCGUACACAAUGCCCCCCUCAUUUGCCUCCCCCAACCUCAGCGCCGCGGAAGCCUACAAUGCUGGCUAUUUCUUCGACGCGACACUGGGCGGGGGAAUGCCCAUGUAUGGAUGGGACAGUGGGCCGGGCGGAUCGGGCGGCAUCGAGUACAACGCCUGGGAUACAGGAGUGUAUGUCUAA
This is a messenger RNA of Cladophialophora bantiana CBS 173.52, 1092 nucleotides long. RefSeq lists its product as uncharacterized. Gene Ontology annotation, molecular function: DNA-binding transcription factor activity, RNA polymerase II-specific; zinc ion binding. The record is from RefSeq and is a predicted model, not a curated record. Gene Ontology annotation, biological process: regulation of DNA-templated transcription. The transcript has 3 exons. Lineage: Eukaryota; Fungi; Ascomycota; Eurotiomycetes; Chaetothyriales; Herpotrichiellaceae. The coding region runs from base 1 to 1092 and encodes 363 amino acids.